Messenger RNA from Branchiostoma belcheri (Belcher's lancelet), 2574 nucleotides. RefSeq lists its product as uncharacterized. The transcript is spliced from 5 exons. Gene Ontology annotation, molecular function: protein kinase binding. The record is from RefSeq and is a predicted model, not a curated record. The coding region runs from base 1 to 2574 and encodes 857 amino acids. Gene Ontology annotation, biological process: signal transduction. Gene Ontology annotation, cellular component: cytoplasm; nucleus; nucleotide-activated protein kinase complex. Lineage: Eukaryota; Metazoa; Chordata; Leptocardii; Amphioxiformes; Branchiostomatidae.
AUGGUCCAAUAUAAGACUGUUCUAGAAUCUUUCGAGGAAUCACAGGACGACGACGAUCUCAAUACAACACCACAAGUUGAAUCUGCAGGCCGGGACAAUCAAGCUUUUCGGACGAAUUUGGAAGACGAAGCCUUCACAGAAGAAGUGCCACUUUCUACAGAUGACGUGCAAAAGCCAAUCCCAAAUACUGACGAACAGCCAAAACAGAUGGCCUUUACCGACACAACAGAAUCAGACAAGAUGAAGCCUGAAGAAAAGCCUGUUUCGGACAGAGUGCAUACACCAGAAGACACUGUGUUCUCAAUGAUAGAAUUACCGGACGAGAAAGAUGAUACGAAUAUCGAAGACGUCGUAGAAGAGUCAGAGACUGACUUGGAGAUUGAUAACAAUGGUUGGAGCGUUGUUUCAGAAAAUGAAACAGCACCAGCUGGUGACACGGCUAUGAAAGGAAAUACAGACGAAGAGGAGGCGGGAAAGAACACGACUAUCACUGAAAUAUCAGCACCAGAUGACAAUACUGCUGCAGCUGAAACAGCACAACCUGCUGAAGCUACAGUGUUAGAAAAGACAGAAAUGGAGACCGCUCCUGAAACACUUGCAUCGGACGAAACAUUUCUAAGCGACAAUCAGAUACUAAAAGACACGACUGUCACAAAAACGACUACAUCAGAUGAUCCUCCUGAGAAGAAUCUCUCAGAGUUCGCAGAGAAGCCAGUAGAUGGAACUGAAACCGAACCAGCACGGUCUAGCGAUGCUGCGAUGUUAGAAUGUAUAGACGUAAAACUGGUGUGGAAAGGUGCCACCAGUGGUGACGUUGUGCUCCAAGGAUCCUGGGACGGAUGGAGGCGGGCCUACAAACUCAACAAGAGUGAUCAGGGAGAGUACAGUAUGUCACUGAAGCUACCGUUCGGUCAGCACGAGUAUAAGUUUCGAGUCGGGAAGAGCUGGAUCGAAGACGAAACUAAGCCGACCGUUCCAAAUGUGUUUGGGACACAAAAUAACAUUCUGAAAGUACCGGAUAUCCCAGAAAUGGACAACAAGACUGAAGAGACAAAACCCACGGACGAAACCAUACUGAAGCAAACGCCAUGCGUAGAGGGAGCAGAAGAAACAACCUACACUGUCAGACCGCAGACAGAAGAUACGAUAGAAGACAAGCCCAUAACCGAAGCGCUAUUUGUGGAACGGAACAUGAAUGACAGCGAUUUGACAAAAGCUCCAACGUCAGAGGAAACAUCAGGGGAAGUUGGACCAGUCACUGUUAUCAAGGAAGACGAAACAGCUUCUACAGGAAAGGAAACAACAGAACAGGAUCAGGAGACGAAAGAACAGGUCAUAGACUUUCUGGAAACCUUAGCUGACAAGAUUUCUACCGAAAUAUGUCAAUCAGUGGAAGGAGUUAUGAAGACUAUCCAAGAGGUUAAUGAAAAGGCAGAAGACAGAGUUUACUCUUCUUCUCCAUCCGAAGACAGUAAGACAGCAGAGGAAGUUGUCUUAGACACCAGUAAGAAGACAGAAGUCACCACCGAAACAACAACAGAAGGUGAUACUGCUAAGAAGACUGCCACAGACAUUGUUGGCGUGGUAAAAAGAAACCAACAAGCAGAGAAAAUGGUAGAAGAGACCAGUACUGACUUUGCGGAAGACACUGCUGCCGAGGAUGCCAUCGAUACAUUAUCUUCGGAAGAAAUACUUAAGAAUAAUCUCCAAGCCAUUGCUGAGAAGUCCGAAGACAGCCUCUACUGUCUUAAUCAGCCAGAAGAACCGACUGGAGCAGUUGCUAAGGAGGUUGAGGCAUUUGAGGAAGUUCUCCCAGAUGAAAAUCCAGAAGGAAUACCCACCAACGCAGCGCCGUCUGAUGAAAUAGACGUGGUUGCUGACCUCUAUGAAGGAGAGAAGCCAGAAAAGAAAACCUCCACAGAAGUUACAGCUGAUGAGACCUCCACGAAUACACCCAACAAGACACAAGAUGCAUCUUACAUCGACUUAUUAGUCCCAAACGAGACAGUCCAGAUAACAAACAAGCUGCAGAAGACAAAGGAUACUGAUGCUACUGAAGCAUCACCAGCAGAGAAGACACCAAACUCCUCGUCGGACGAUAAAGGUACAACUGUAGAACAACUAGGCGAAAUGAUAGAGAAUAUAACACCAGAUGACUUUACGUACAAUGCAGAACCACCCUCUGAGUCUGAAGAGCCAGCUGUAGACGAGAUGUUGGAUACGACUGAGAUUCGAUCACCACUACCAGAAAUACGAGAGGAAGAGUCAGAAGAUGAAGCUGACAUUGGAAAAUCAAGUGGUCGAAGAAGAGUGAAGAUAACAUUGCAUGACUGCAGUCACAUCAAGCUGCUGUGGCAGGGAGAGGCCGGCGGUGAUGUCUUUCUGCAGGGGUCAUGGGAUGGAUGGACACAGUCUCACAAACUGACGAAGGGAGACUACAGUGUGACCCUGAAGCUGCCCGUCGGUCUACACGAGUAUAAGUUCCGAAUAGGAAACAGCUGGUUUCACGAUAAAGCGAAGACGACUGUUCUCAACUGUUGGAACACACCAAACAACGUCAUCAACGUAACCUGA